Messenger RNA from Toxotes jaculatrix (banded archerfish), 2022 nucleotides. RefSeq names its product putative helicase mov-10-B.1. NCBI's taxonomy places the organism in Eukaryota, Metazoa, Chordata, Actinopteri, Toxotidae. The coding region runs from base 1 to 2022 and encodes 673 amino acids. The transcript is spliced from 16 exons. The record is from RefSeq and is a predicted model, not a curated record. Gene Ontology annotation, molecular function: 5'-3' RNA helicase activity; RNA binding.
AUGCGCCUCUUAGAAGUUGUACAUCGAAGAGCUCCUCCCCGCAGUGAAGAGCUCCUCCCCACAGCCACAAACUCAUUGUGUGACAUCCCAACUGCGAAGUGGACACCUGUCAAAGGGAGCCUGCUGAAGAGAUCUCUGAACUGGGAGUUCUACUCCAGGAGGUUCCACUUGCUGCUGCAUCUGGAGGAGCUCCAGCUGAAGACAGAGAUAGAGAAAUACAACCAGGAUGAUGUGCCCAUGUUCAGACACAAAAACAACACAGACAUUCUCAUUCUGCGGGUGGUUUCAGGUGUUGCUAAGAAACCACCAUUGAGGCUGUCUGGGAACCAGGUGAUGGUGACUCCUUUAGACCAGUCAACAGCUUCUAACAAUACAUUUUACGCAGGAUGGAUCCGUCAUCUGAAUGCAGAGCAGGUCUAUCUGAAAUUUGGCGAAACGUUCCUGAGUCAUUUCAAGGAGGGCAUGAGAGUCGGUGUUAGCUUCACUAUCAACCGUAUGCCCCUGUAUAUGCAGCACAGAGCAGUAGCACAGGCAUGCAAGCAGAAACUGCAGGAGGUGCUGUUCCCUACUGGACAACUUUCUUCCCAUCAUUCACAUCUACACAGGCUGUUAGAGCUUCAGAGCAACCCGGAGCAGUGCCUGGCCAUUCAACACAUUGUAGCUGCUACUGCGAAACCUGCCCCUUACCUGGUAUUUGGUCCACCUGGCACAGGCAAAACCGUGACCUUGGUGGAAGCCAUCAAGCAGAUAGUAAAAACCCAGGCCUCAUGCACCAUCCUGGCAUGCGCUCCCUCCAACAGUGCAACUGAUCACCUCUGUAAGAAGAUUCUGGAAGGAAAGAUUGGCAAGAGCAAGUUGUUUCGCUUGUACGCCCUCAGCUGGCCUGUGCAAAAUAUUCCCAAAAAUAUAAAGUUUUGCUGCAACCUGAACCAGGACACAAACACACUUUUCAUUCCACCAAAAGAGGAGCUGAUGAAGUAUAAGAUCAUGGUCACCACCCUGCUGACUGCUGGAAGGCUUGUGACAGCAAAGAUUCCUCCAGGUCAUUACACUUACAUCUUUGUGGAUGAGGCAGGCCAGGCUACAGAAACAGAGUGUAUCAUCCCUAUAGCAGGUUUACUGAACCCACAGAUAUGUCAGGUAGUGCUGGCUGGAGACCCUAAGCAGUUAGGCCCCAUCGUCACAUCCAGAAUGGCAGUGAAACAUGGCUUGGGCGUGUCCUUGUUGGAGCGUCUGAUGAGGGACAUCGACCUGUAUAAGUCACAUGAGAUACACGGGUUCAACCACCGCUUUGUCACCAAAUUAUUGAGGAACUACAGGUCCCAUCCUGCAAUUCUGAAAAUUCCCAAUGAGCUCUUUUAUGAAGGAGAACUUCAGCCAUAUGCUCAUAAAGAAAAAUGCAGUCCAUACCGCAAAUGGGAACGAAUGCCCAAGAAAGAUUUCCCUUUGAUCUUCCAUGGAGUGGCAGGUAUUAAUGAGCGUGAUGCCAACAGUCCUUCUGUUUACAACAUAGCAGAGGUGGAGGUGUUGAAGGAAUACUUAAAAUCCCUCAUUGACCAUCUUCACAAAAAGGGUGUGACCAAAAUUGAACCAGGAGAAAUUGGCAUCAUUGCCCCAUACAGGAAACAAGUGGAGAAGAUCCAGAAUGCCCUUCGGACAGACAAAGGUCUCAGGAAGGAAAACUUGGAAAACAUACUGGUUGGUACUGUAGAGCAGUUUCAGGGCAAAGAGUUCAAUGUGAUUCUGGUGUCUACAGUGCGCAGCAAUCCCACACUGACCGCGUGCGACCAACGAUUCACUCUGGGCUUUGUUACUGACGAGAAGAGGUUCAAUGUGGCAAUGACCCGAGCCCAGGCACUACUGAUUGUGGUGGGAGACCCAAGAGUCUUGAUAACCAACCGUGUCUGGAACAAGUUUAUCCAUUACUGUUACAAAGAAGGGGCCUACCGUGGCAUUACAGUCUCUGAUGCAGAGGUAGAGGACGAUGGACAGACUACUGAACUCUCACAGACCGUCCGGUAA